This is a messenger RNA of Lepus europaeus (European hare), 2610 nucleotides long. It is a transcript of the gene PLPP2, whose product is annotated as phospholipid phosphatase 2. Gene Ontology annotation, biological process: signal transduction; phospholipid metabolic process; phospholipid dephosphorylation. Gene Ontology annotation, molecular function: phosphatidate phosphatase activity. Bases 59 to 1171 code for a protein of 370 amino acids. The record is from RefSeq and is a predicted model, not a curated record. Lineage: Eukaryota; Metazoa; Chordata; Mammalia; Lagomorpha; Leporidae. The transcript is spliced from 7 exons.
AGCCGCGACGGGUCGCGCUGGGACGGGCGUCGGGGGCGCGGGGCGCCCGGCGGGCGAGAUGCGGCGGAGCUGGGUCUUCGUGCUGUUGGACGUGCUGUGCGUGCUGGUCGCUUCUCUACCCUUCGCCGUCCUCACGCUGGUGAACACUCCGUACAAGCGCGGAUUCUACUGUGGAGAUGAGUCCAUCCGGUACCCCUACCGCCCAGAUACCAUCACCCACGGGCUCAUGGCCGGGGUCAUCAUCACAGCCACUGUGGUGCUCGUGUCGGCGGGGGAGGCCUACCUGGUGUACACAGACCGUCUCUAUUCCCGCUCCGAGUUCAACAACUAUGUGGCGGCCGUGUACAAGGUGCUGGGCACCUUCCUGUUUGGAGCUGCGGUGAGCCAGUCGCUGACGGACCUGGCCAAGUACAUGAUUGGCCGCCUGCGCCCCAACUUUCUGGCUGUGUGCGACCCUGACUGGAGCCAGGUGAACUGCUCGGUGUACGUGCAGGUGGAGGAGGUGUGCAGGGGGAGCCCUGCCAACGUCACCGAGGCCAGGCUGUCUUUCUACUCAGGACACUCCUCCUUCGGCAUGUACUGCAUGGCCUUCCUGGCGCUGUACGUACAGGCACGGCUCUGCUGGAAGUGGGCACGGCUGCUGCGGCCCACGGUUCAGUUCUUCCUGGUGGCCUUUGCGCUCUACGUGGGCUACACCCGAGUGUCCGACCACAAGCACCACUGGAGUGACGUUCUCGUCGGCCUCCUGCAGGGGGCGCUGGUUGCUGGUUUUACUGUCCGCUACGUCUCAGACUUCUUCAAGCCCCGGCCUCCGCGGCCCUGCCAGGAAGAGGGGCCGGAGCGGAAGCCCAGCCUGUCCCUGACGCUGACCCUCGGCGAGGCCGAGCACAAUCACUAUGGGUGCCGCGGCCUCCAAAGCCAGGAUUACAGUGGUGGCUUUGGCUCCGACAGCGGAAGCAACCGCAGUAAACGCAGCCGUCCCUGUGGUGACGCGGACGGUGCUGGUGCUGGGCCGGCCGGUGAAGACCGCGGAGUGGAGGAAGCUGGGGGGCAGAGGAGGGAGGAACUGUGCUGGCCAGAGCCACCCCCAGAGGGCUCUUGGAGCCAGAGGGGCCGCGGUGUUUGGGGGGACAGUGAUGUCGGCAGAAGCAGAGGCGGCAUCCCAGACUGAGCAGGGGAAGCGGGUGUGAGUCCGGGCCCCGCGCCCGCUCCUGGGAGGCCCGUGGAGGGCGUUCUCACCGUGGGGGGCGCGGGAGAUCCGAGCCGUUUUGUCUCCCGCCCGCCAGCAUUUCUCAGCCUCCGGAGUUCUCACUCACAGGUGCCGGUCUGCCGGGUCCGUUAGGUGCAGGGUGAGGCUGGGGUGGAUUUGCACGAAACCUGCUUGUGUUUCUCCGUGCACACUGACGUGUGGCCCGCGUUGGUGACUGUGAAUUCUUCGCAUUGAUUGUGUAGCUGCUCACAUGCUGCUCCCCUCACCGUGUCUGGAACUACAUGAAGACUGCCUGAGGAGAAUUUCCUCACUUGAAAACACUAUUACUUUUACCCUCAGUGGGGCACAGUGUUUCCUGUCUCAUUCCCCAAACGAAUCCCUAUUAAGUUGGAACAAUGUAAAAUGCUAAUUUAAAAAAAGAUUAUUUUGAUUUUUAAAGUAGUUAUUUAUUUGGAAAAGUCACAGGAAAAAAAAAAAAAAGCAGAUUAUCCACCUGCUGGCUCACUCCCCGGAUGGCUGCAGCAGCCAGGGCCGGGCCAGGCCACAACCAGGAGCCAGGAGCCGGGAGCUCCGUCCUGACCGCCCACGUGUGGCAGGGGCCCAUCACCGCUGCCUUCCCAGGCCAUCGGCAGGGAGCUGGGUCCGGACUGGAGCUGCCACUCUGCUAGGGGUCCCAGCAUCGACCAUGGAGGCCUCCCCGACGGGGACGUGACACUGGCUCCUGCAUCUGUGAUGUGACCUCGUGAGGGACGCUGGCAGUGCCGGGCUCCUGAGUGGUCCACACGGCCUGGGCGUCUUCUCCCCAGCUGCGAGUGGCAGUGGUGCAGCCCCUCUGAGAAGGGACGUGUGUGCUCCUGGCCUCUUUUGGGAAGGGGCACCCUUGCUGUGGCUCACCCAGCAGGCUGCUGCCUGGUCCCGUGUGUGCGGCAGCCUCACAUCUAUGUGGUGGAGGUAUCGCAGGGUAGGAAACCCUGGAGAAGGAGUGAGGCCAGGUGUGUGGUGCAGGCAUUGCCAAAGCGAGUUUGAUUACUCAGAAUCGAGUUCCAGCAGUGGACGUAGCAAAUGAACCAACCCGGUGAGUGGAGACGCACCUGUGACUUGAUGAUGUCCCCUGGACACAGCCCGGGCAGGGCGAGUGGAGCCAGCUUGCUGCACGGGCCCACAUGCCUAGUUGGGAAUGCAUAGGAGCGAUAUAGGGGCAGGGUCCAUGUUUGGGAUAGUUGGAGAAAAGUCCAAUCCUUGUUUCCCGGAUGGCGACACGCAAGCAACUACUGAGAUGUCCCGGGGAAUUAGUGGUGUGUUACCUAGGUGGUCCCCAGCUCUGCAUUAGUGGUGUGUUACCUGGCUGGUCCCCAGCUCUGCAUUAGAGGUGUGUUACCUGGCUGGUCCCCAGCUCCGCA